Maniola jurtina (meadow brown) is the source of this 5898-nucleotide messenger RNA. It is a transcript of the gene ClC-c, whose product is annotated as H(+)/Cl(-) exchange transporter 5. Lineage: Eukaryota; Metazoa; Arthropoda; Insecta; Lepidoptera; Nymphalidae. Gene Ontology annotation, molecular function: voltage-gated chloride channel activity. The record is from RefSeq and is a predicted model, not a curated record. Bases 242 to 2752 code for a protein of 836 amino acids. The transcript is spliced from 18 exons. Gene Ontology annotation, biological process: chloride transport; transmembrane transport. Gene Ontology annotation, cellular component: early endosome; Golgi apparatus; membrane.
UCACAAUUCAUCACAGAAGAUUACUUUCAUUUACGAAACAAAUGAUUUAGUUUACCUAAAUAAUUUGUUUUUAUGCAAAAGAUUUAAAUAUUUUGAAGGGAAAUCAAGAGAAGACGAAGAAAAGUUAUUCAAAACUUGUUUGAUUAUUCUUCUGUAAAUAAUAAUUUACGUCGUAAUAUUUCCGCUCAGUUCCCUGGUGCAGCUGGUAUCUAAAAUGUCUACAAAUAACUAGAAAAAUAGAAUGGAGCGCUUUCCUCUGAAAUCUUCAGUAUCUAAAAUGGGUACAACAUAUCAAUCGGUCUACAAAAAGGGUACAAGCGCAAGCAACGGACGCGGCGGCCACAUGGCGGAGGAUGACAUGGUAGACAUCGCGCCGGGCCCGCAGCGCUCGGCGGACACCACGCCCACCAGCCACGGCACCUUCCAGCUGUACGAGCACAGCGGCCGGAACAGCAACGCCAGUGCUAACUCAUACAUCGCUCAGUACUUCAACUCUGCAGCCGGGGACGCUGUUAUUUUCUCCGGAAUGCAAGGUGAUGCAGAUGACAUCCCUGGUAUCGGCCAGUAUGAUGACUUCCACACGAUCGACUGGCAGCGCGAUAUUGCUCGGGAUCGCAUGCGCCACAGGUACAUCGUCAAGAAACGACAGGACUCAAUAUGGGAUUUCAUUAAGGGCGCCCACGACGCGUGGUCUGGAUGGGUGUGCGUGCUGCUAGUGGGCGUGUGCACGGGAGUUGUGGCCGGCGUCAUCGACAUCGGGGCGUCGUGGAUGACGGACCUCAAGUUCGGCAUCUGUCCGCAGGCCUUCUGGUUCAACCGCGAGCAGUGCUGCUGGUCCAAUGACGAGAUCACCUUCGACCACAGCAACUGCUCACAAUGGAUGACGUGGCCGCAGCUGUUUGGCGAGUCUCGCGACGGCGCGGGCGCAUACAUCAUCAGUUACCUGUUCUAUAUCGUGUGGGCGCUUCUCUUCGCCGCACUCUCCGCCUCGCUUGUGCGGAUGUUCGCGCCCUACGCGUGCGGAUCUGGUAUCCCGGAGAUCAAGACCAUUCUGAGCGGAUUCAUCAUCCGUGGUUAUCUGGGCAAAUGGACGCUCAUCAUCAAGGUUGUGGGUCUCAUACUGUCCGUGUCAUCCGGAUUGUCCCUGGGCAAGGAGGGGCCCAUGGUUCAUAUAGCUAGUUGUCUAGGAAACAUCCUCUCAUACCUGUUCCCGAAGUAUGGGCGCAACGAGGCGAAAAAGCGCGAGAUCCUGUCUGCCGCGGCGGCCGCCGGCGUGUCUGUUGCGUUCGGCGCCCCCAUCGGUGGCGUACUCUUCAGUCUCGAGGAGGUGUCAUACUACUUCCCACUGAAGACGCUGUGGCGCUCCUUCUUCUGCGCCCUGAUAGCCGCCUUCAUCCUUCGCUCCAUUAACCCCUUCGGCAACGAGCACUCUGUGCUGUUCUUCGUAGAAUACAACAAACCUUGGAUAUUCUUCGAGCUCAUCCCCUUCGUGGGACUGGGUAUCAUUGGUGGCGUGAUAGCGGCAAUUUUCAUCAAAGCAAACAUCUACUGGUGUCGGUACCGUAAAUACUCUAAAUUGGGCCAGUACCCGGUCACCGAGGUGCUCGUGGUGACCCUGAUCACCGCCGUCAUCGCGUACCCCAACCCCUACACGCGCAUGAACACCAGCCAGCUCAUAUACCUGCUGUUCAACCAGUGCGGAAUAUCCAACUCCGACCCGCUGUGUCGCUACAACCGUAACUUCACGGACGUGAACUCAGCGAUAGAACGCGCCGCGGCCACGCCCGAGGUGUACAAUGCGAUGGGACUUUUGUUCCUAGCGCUGGUACUUAAGCUGGUGAUGACGGUGUUCACCUUCGGCAUCAAGGUGCCCUGUGGCCUCUUCAUCCCCAGCCUGGCACUCGGUGCCAUCGCCGGCCGCAUCGUGGGCAUCGGCAUGGAGCAGCUGGCGUACAACUACCAGAACAUCUGGAUCUUCUCGGGCGAGUGCUCAACGGGCGACGACUGCAUCACGCCCGGCCUCUACGCCAUGGUGGGCGCGGCCGCCGUGUUGGGCGGUGUCACCAGGAUGACUGUGUCGCUGGUGGUGAUAAUGUUCGAGCUGACGGGCGGCGUGCGCUACAUCGUGCCGCUGAUGGCGGCCGCCAUGGCGUCCAAGUGGGUGGGCGACGCGCUCGGCCGCCAGGGCAUCUACGACGCGCACAUCGCGCUCAACGGCUACCCCUUCCUCGACAGCAAGGACGAGUUCCAGCACACUUCGCUCGCGGCCGACGUCAUGCAGCCCAAACGUAACGAGACGUUGGCAGUGAUCACGCAAGACUCUAUGACAGUGGACGACGUGGAAACACUGCUGAAGGAGACGGAGCAUAACGGCUACCCGGUGGUCGUGUCCAAGGAGUCGCAGUACCUCGUCGGCUUCGUGCUGCGGAGGGACCUCAACUUGGCGAUAGCCAACGCGCGGCGCACGCUCGAUGGCAUCACGGGGCAGUCGCUGGUGGUGUUCGCGGGUCCCACCGCACCAUCGCCCGGCCCGCCCGCGCUGCCGCUCAACCGCAUCUUGGACAUGGCGCCCAUCACCGUCACCGACCAGACGCCCAUGGAGACCGUGGUCGACAUGUUCCGCAAGCUUGGCCUCCGCCAGACGCUCGUCACUCACAACGGGCGGCUACUUGGGGUUAUAACGAAAAAGGAUGUCCUCAGGCACGUGAAGCAGAUGGACAACGAGGAUCCCAAUUCUGUGUUAUUCAACUAAAUGAAUAAAUGAACAAUGGCUUCGCUACACAGUGCGAGUUGGCCUGCACAGCUACGUGGCGGCAGCUUUAUGUCAGUGCAUCAGGUAGCACCAUCUAAAAAAGCCCAAUACACAAGAUCUUACUUUAUACUCUAAGGCUGCUUUCUAAUUAGAAUCGCGUCGUAUGCGCGUUAUUAAUUUAUAUUAAUUUGAUUAUAUGUAAUGCGCGUACACGCCUCUGAGGUACGUUUUCACUGAUGCGGAGCUGGGUGGAGUGGAGCGGAGCGCACCGUGAAUUGGCCAAUCACUGCUCGAAAUCUCCAAUCCGCUGUGGUGCCGAGCGGAGGGCACGUAGCGGGACGGUGCGGUGCGCCGGGUAGCGUAGACAAAUUUAACUGAUCGGAACUCUGCUCAGUGCAGCUCUAGUCUGCUCUUCUCCACUCCACUCCGCCCAGUUCCAUGUCAAUGGGAACGCACCCUAAAGGAACCUUAUGCCCAAUACGUCAGAAAGAUUCACGUUUACAGUGGAAAGGUAUUAUUUUUAAGCGACUGAUAAAAAUAAAAGUGCAUUGUUUCUUCCGUUUGUAUGUGCGUGGGUAAAUCAGGCAAAAAUGUUCCAGAAUUCGAAGUAUUUAAAUAAAAGUCUAUAUAUAGUCAGAACCAGACACAACAGUCGUAGCUUUAGUUUUAAGUUUAUGUAAUUAUAAUUAUCACCAUACAUCAUUAUCUUACAAUUGACAUUCACAAUGGUAUGGUAAUUUGAAUAAAUGAUUUCACUUUGACUUUGAGAAUAUUUGAAUUAUGUUAAUGUUGUUUAUUUAUACCAAUUUUAGAAAGAUUUACAAAACAACUUCUCGUAUACCAAUUUUUGUGGAAAGUACGAAAAAAAUGAUUUUUUAAAAUUGUUAUCAAUUUCUCAGAAUUCACGAUUUACACUGAUUUCUCGAUACGAUACGAUUAAUAAGCUAAUGAAUUAGAGAUAGAUAUAUUGUAUAUAAAUAAUUGUUUUCCUCUCCACUGUAUAUUAUUUAGAAAAAAAAUAUUUCAGGGCUUGUUUUAAAUCUAAGUAUGUACUACAUUUUUAAUUGUUUUCUAUGUUGACUAUUAUUUUAUUUCUGUUUCAGUAGAAACUGAACAAAACGUAUUUGUAGUAACUGUAGAAUCUAUGGUACAUCUGUUUGAAAUAAUUUAGUAUACUAAAAUUGACGAUUCUGAUACUCUUAACUCUGAACUAGUAAAGUUACAAGAUUUGAGGUGACAUUUCCAAAGAGAAUACUGGCUCCAUAUCUUUAUUUCGGAUCGCGGACUAUAAUCCGCUGUCCUUUGACGCGCCAGGGAACGUUAGUUCUAUUUUUUCGAGGGCUCCUCCGGUUUUGUACGGUCUGGUCUGUCGAUGUCCCCGGCUAUUCGGAGGACUUUUCGUACGGGGUACUUUUAGCCCCUCGUGUGCGUUAUUCGAUGCAGUUAUAACUUGUUAUUCCUUUUGGCGGACAUAAUAAUACCCCUAGGACUGUCCCUCCUCUGCAUGUGUGUAUAAAAUAUCGUUUUUAUUUUUGGGCAGUUUCUAUUGAAACAGACUGUAUUGUUUAAAUAGGAAAUCAGGUGUAAAGAAUGUAAUUAUUUAUUCUAUGUCGUAUUAAUUUGACUUUUAAUGCAUAAUUGUAAGAAUACGAUCAAUUUGUCAUGUUUUUUUUGUUUAAUUUGUAUUAUAUUCGCUUUUUUUUUCACGUAGCAUAGUAUCUUAUUGUAAACUUGUUAUGUUGAUAUAAUACGAAAUAAUAAGCAUGUUUAUUAAAUUAUUGUUAAUUUGAAUGAAAUGAAUAAAAUUUAAAUCGAUGCUUAUGGUGGAAUUUUUGAGCCUGCACGCAAGAUUACCUAAAUAUUAUACAGACUUGCAUUACGUCAGUUAAGUCCAGUUUCAUGAUUGUAGAUAAAGCGUACGUUACGCUUACCGUUAAACUUUAAGGGUUUGCUAACUUUGAACCAAAAUUUUAUCUAAUACCUUAUUCAUGGAGUCAGUACUGACUUUGCUUAUUACUCGCGGCUGCAGUUUAACGGUAAACUUAAAGUAACUUUAACCUUUAGCUUCAAUACCUCAAUGGCUAAAGGAGCGGACUGAAAUCCAAAAGGUCGACGAUUCAAACCCCACCCGUUGCACUGUUGUCGUACCUACUCCUAGCACAGGCUUUACGCUUAUUUGGAGUGAAUAUUAGUCAUGAUAUGGCUGAUACCGCCGGUCAUGCAAAUGGACCUUAGUUGUAGAAGUGAUGUUCAAUAAUUUCCUAAAUUUAUGAAAAAAUACGGAAAUCUAAAAACAUCAUAAAUAUUUUGAUACACCUUUUUCAAAGUACUAUGUCAAAUCCACGCAUUCCUCUAGAGAUUACUUCACUAAAUUGUGGAUAGUAUUCGCGUUCACACCAGGCGAUUAGUGUGUGUCCUGGGUAACAGCGCAUCGCGUAUGGCGGAUUGCGGAGUGAAUUUACACGUCGUACUUGUCCUUAGUGCACGCGGGGAAGGACACGUCCGCUCGCACUUCGGCCUACUGACACUGACUGACUGACUGACUCCGGACAGGCUUGUUGUCGAACAUUUGAUGCGCCGUCCAUUCCGCCUCCGCGGUGCGCCUUCACUGAGGACGCAGACUUAGUCGGUCGUAUCUUUGUCUAUUAUUUAUUUUAUCAAAACCAUAUUGGGCUUCACUGGCUAAAGAAUUUUACUAAUUCCUUGAUCAAAAGACAGGAUUAUUUCUCGUGCUUAGCUAAUUUAUUAAUUAAAUGCAGAUUUUUUUAAAUGCACACAACAAAUGCUUAGCUACAUGAUAAAAUCGGCAGCUGUGCUCAACAGAUUUGCAUUAUAUUUAUUUUACGUACCUUUUAUAUUAAAUAAUUUAUGAUUAAGUAAUUAUAUUAUAUUAAUGAUUUUCCUUUUAAUAAUCUUAUUUUUAUAUAAUUUAAUUUUUAUUGGUAUAAUAAUGUAAUUUUAAAUGUACAGACAUUACCUAUACAUCUGAUUAAUAAAAAUAUAAUUUCUGAAUAUUAUUAUGCUAAAAUGUAUUUGAAAUUGUUGAAAGGUAUCUAGUAACUACACUGUAUAUAAUAUCAUUUUAUUAAAUGUAUAUCAAAUAUCAAUGUAUUUUAAUAAUGAACUGAAAAAAAUCAUGCAAUAUU